Messenger RNA from Cyprinodon variegatus (sheepshead minnow), 7791 nucleotides. It is a transcript of the gene notch2, whose product is annotated as neurogenic locus notch homolog protein 2-like. Gene Ontology annotation, cellular component: plasma membrane; signaling receptor complex. Gene Ontology annotation, molecular function: calcium ion binding; signaling receptor activity; protein binding. Gene Ontology annotation, biological process: heterophilic cell-cell adhesion; multicellular organism development; regulation of DNA-templated transcription. The record is from RefSeq and is a predicted model, not a curated record. The transcript has 35 exons. Lineage: Eukaryota; Metazoa; Chordata; Actinopteri; Cyprinodontiformes; Cyprinodontidae. The coding region runs from base 255 to 7733 and encodes 2492 amino acids.
UUCUCAGCGCCGCGACUGCGAGGAUGAAGCCAACUCUUUUUGGGGACGAUAUCUUUUAAACUUUUUUAAAGUAACAGCUAAUAGAGCGCAUGUAGACAAGUAGUGGUAUUAUGUAAAUAGGCGCUUAAGUUGUUUUUAACCAUUUGGAUUUAGCGUUAACCCUCAUAGUAAGACAUUUUUUACCGAGAAGUAACCGUUGAAGGGAGACAGCUCAACUUUUGGGCUGGCUGCCCUAUGUGGAUUUUACAGAAAAUAUGGAAAACAUACCCGGCUUCUUCUUAGGCACGGUUCUUGUCCUGGGCGUCUUCUUCCCGCCGUUAUCUCUAGCUCUGCAGUGUGUGAAUGAUAAGGCGCCAUGUGUUAACGAAGCAACAUGUCUGACCUUUAGCAAUGGCACCGAGUACUGCAGGUGUGCUCAAGGCUUUUUGGGAGAGUACUGUCAGUACAAGGACCCCUGUCACCCAAGAUACUGUCGGAAUGGGGGGGACUGUUCUGUUUCCAUGUCAGCUGGCGGGCCCGUUCCCGGUAGCGCUUUCUGCACCUGCCCUCUCGGCUUCACUGGACAGUACUGCCAAACUCCCAAGAACUCCACUUGUUAUCCCAACAAUCCCUGUUUAAACAAGGGUACCUGUACCCUGCUGUCGCUUGACAAGUACAAGUGUGAAUGUAGCAGAGGAUGGACAGGUCCACGCUGUGAGCAUGAGGACAGCUGUCUCUCCAGUCCCUGUGCCAAUGGAGGAAGGUGCAGCCCUCUGCCUGGUGGCAGCUACACCUGUUCCUGUCCUCCUGGCUACAAAGGUCCGCGCUGCCUUAACGACACAAAUGAAUGCGCAGACACACCCUCUCCCUGCCAGAAUGAAGGCGAUUGUGUCAACACCCCUGGCUCUUACAAGUGUAUCUGUAAACCAGGGUUCACCGGCACCAACUGUGAGAGUUCAUACAUCCCAUGCUCACCUUCACCGUGUCUCAAUGGGGGCACCUGCCAAAUGCCCACAGAUACCACCUACACAUGCCACUGCCUUGCAGGUUUUAAUGGAACAAACUGUGAGAACAACAUUGAUGACUGUCCUGGCCAUCAGUGUGCCAAUGGAGGGACGUGCAUAGACGGCGUUAAUACCUAUAACUGUCAGUGUCCUCCAGAGUGGACUGGUCAGCACUGCACAGAGGAUGUGGACGAGUGUCGGCUGCAGCCAAAUACUUGCCAGAACGGUGGCACUUGCAGCAACAAGAUCGGGGGCUACGUCUGCGUGUGCGUCAACGGCUGGAGUGGUCUGGACUGCUCUGAGAACAUCGAUGACUGUGUGACAGCCGCAUGCAGCUCAGGCUCCACCUGCAUCGACCGUGUUGCUUCUUUUAUCUGUGUCUGUCCCCACGGAAAGACAGGUUUGCUCUGCCACAGAGAUGAUGCAUGUAUCAGUAACCCCUGCAGAGAGGGUUCCCAUUGUGACACCAACCCCAUCACCGGGAUGUUUAACUGCAACUGUCCACCAGGAUAUAAAGGCACCACCUGUAACGAUGACAGAGAUGAAUGCAGCAUUGGUCCAAACCCAUGUGAGCAUGGUGGUCAGUGUGUGAAUACUGAUGGCUCCUUCACCUGUAACUGUGUCAGAGGUUAUUCUGGGCCAAGAUGCGAACAAGAUGUCAAUGAAUGUGCUUCAAACCCCUGCCUAAACGAUGGCACAUGUUUGGAUCGGAUUGGAGAAUACUCCUGCAUUUGCAUGCCAGGAUUUGAGGGGACUCACUGUGAGAUCAAUGUCAACGAGUGUAUGAGCUUCCCCUGUCUGAACCAGGGUAAAUGUGUGGAUGGGAUCAGCCGUUUUGAAUGCCUAUGUCCAGCAGGUUUCAGUGGAGAUAUGUGCCAAAUAGACAUAGAUGAAUGUUCCAGUACCCCCUGUUUAAAUGGAGCCAAGUGUAUCGACCGACCCAAUGGAUAUGAUUGUGAAUGUGCAGAAGGCUUUACAGGUGUGCUUUGUGAGCAGAACAUUGAUGAAUGCGACCAAGGGCCUUGUCACUAUGGUGUGUGUAAGGAUGGCAUUGCCACCUUCUCUUGUGAGUGCAACCCAGGGUACACUGGCUCCAUCUGUAACAUCCAAGUCGAGGAGUGUCACAGCAACCCCUGCCAAAACGGAGCGCGCUGUAUCGACUUGGUUGAUGCGUACCAGUGUAACUGUCCCCAAGGAACUUCUGGUGUGAACUGUGAGAUUAAUGAGGAUGACUGUGCCAGCAACCCGUGUAAAAACGGAGAGUGCCAAGAUGGCAUCAAUGAGUACAAAUGCGUGUGUUACCCUGGAUACACGGGAGUUAAUUGUGGUGUCAACAUCGACGAGUGUAACUCAAACCCAUGCAUGAGUGGGGGAACCUGUGUGGACAUGGUGAAUGGGUUCCAGUGUCAGUGCCCACCCAACACCUAUGGCCCCCUGUGCCUCUCAGGAACUGAUCACUGCGCUUCCCAGCCUUGUGUUCAUGGAGAUUGCAUCGAGCAGCAGCAUGGGUAUCGCUGUGAGUGUAAGCCUGGUUGGACGGGGCAACACUGUGAGCAGGAAAAGAACGAGUGCCUACCCAAUCCAUGCUUAAAUGGGGGCAGCUGCCAGGAUAGACUAAAUGGCUAUACCUGUCAUUGCAAACCAGGAUUCAAAGGAGCCAACUGUGAAAAGAACAUAGAUGAGUGUGCAUCAGGACCAUGCCUGAACCAUGGCAUUUGUAGAGAUGGAAUCAACAGUUACACAUGCCAGUGUAUUCCACCGUUUACAGGGGCACACUGUGAAGUCGAGCAGGUUCCCUGUGCCUCACAUCCCUGUGAGAGGGGAGGGACAUGCAGCCCAUCUGCAGAUUAUACUUCGUAUACCUGCAGGUGUCGACCCGGCUGGCAAGGAAAACGCUGCAAUGAAGAUGUAAACGAAUGCUUGAAAAACCCCUGCCAGAACAGUGGUCGCUGCAUAAACACCCAGGGAAGCUACAUGUGUAAAUGUCAACAUGGAUACAGUGGACACAACUGUCAGAUAAACAUAGACGACUGUUUACCAAACCCAUGUCUGAAUGGAGGCUCCUGUGUGGACAAAGUGGCCAGUUUCUCCUGCAACUGCCGUGCGGGUUUUGAAGGCGAUCGCUGUGAGAUUGAUGUGAAUGAGUGUGCCAGCCAGCCCUGCAGGAAUGAAGGCGUCUGUAGGGACUAUGUGAACAGCUUUGUGUGCGAUUGCCCUCCAGGCUUUAAUGGAAUCCAGUGUGAAAACAACAUUCAGGAAUGCACUGAGAGCUCCUGUCUUAAUAAUGGCGAAUGCAUCGAUGACAUUAACACCUAUUCUUGCCGUUGCCGGCCUGGUUUUUUCGGGAGGUUCUGUGAGUUUGAGAAGAACGAAUGCGACUCUCAGCCCUGUCAGAACGGCGGCACCUGCACAGAUGGCCUGGGGACUUACCGCUGCACAUGUCCAGUGGGAUACAGUGGACCCAACUGUCAGAACUAUGUGAACCUGUGCAACCAGGUUAAAUGUAAGAACGGUGGAACCUGCUCUCAGACAGUCACCUCCUGGACCUGCCACUGCCAGAUGGGCUGGACAGGACUUUACUGUGAUGUCCCCAACAUGUCCUGUCAGGACUAUGCUGCCAGGAACGGUUUGGAAGUGGAACAUGUGUGUAAGAAUGCAGGUCACUGUGUCAACGUGGGGAAUUCCCAUCAGUGCAAGUGUCAGUCAGGAUACACGGGCAGCUACUGUGAGGAGAUGGUGGACGAGUGCCAGUCAAACCCCUGUCGAAACGGCGCUACAUGCAAGGAUUACCAGGGCACAUAUGAAUGUGUAUGUAAACCAGGUUACCAAGGAGUGAACUGUGAGUAUGACGUUGAUGAAUGCCACGCCAAGCCCUGCCUCAACGGAGGAACAUGCGUCAACCUUAUCAACCACUUUACCUGCAUCUGCCCACCUGGGACACGUGGACUGCAGUGUGAGGUGAAUGAGGAUGACUGCGCUCCCAGUCCAGGCUCAUCUGAACCGCGCUGCAGAAAUGGAGGGCAAUGCAUCGAUGGCGUAGGCCGCUACACCUGCUCCUGUCCUCCAGGGUUUGUUGGAGAGCACUGUGAGGGUGAUGUCAACGAAUGCCUGUCCGGACCCUGCCAUAGUCCUGGCAGCCUCGACUGCAUCGAACUGGUCAAUGAUUACCAGUGCAACUGUCGCCUUGGUUACACAGGUCGUCAUUGUGAAUCCAUGGUGGAUCUGUGUGUGUCGAAACCAUGUCGAAACGGUGGCACCUGCUCCAUGAACAUGAGUUCAGUGCAUGGCUACACCUGUUCUUGUCUCCCUGGUUAUUCUGGAUUCAGCUGCGGUGAAACACAGAAUUUUAACUGCGCAAGGAGUUGCCAAAAUGGCGGACGCUGCAUGAAGGCACCAACAGGAAACUUGUACUGCCAUUGCCAGUCAGGGUUCAGUGGGGAUCACUGUGAGAAGUGCUCUGUGCCCUGUCAGAAUGGAGGAGUCUGUGUCAAAGAUUCAUUCCACCCAUUUCAGCCCAUCUGCCGCUGUCCAGAGAAUUUCUUCGGGAAAUUCUGUGAGAAAAGAGCCCCUAUGUCAGGGCCCCCAGAAUGCCCAUAUGAGCAGUGUAAGCUGCAGUCUGGAGAUAAAGUCUGUGAUGAGAAGUGCAACAAUCAUGAAUGCCAGUGGGACGGAGGUGACUGCUCACUCAACUGGCCGCAACCAUGGGCCAACUGCACAGCCAGCAUUCCCUGCUGGGAUCGCUUCAAUAACGGACGUUGUGAUCCUGAAUGUGACAACCCUGGGUGCCUCUUUGACAACUAUGAAUGCAGGGAUACCCAAACAGACCCCUGCAAGUAUGAUGUCUACUGCAAAGACCACUAUGGAAACGGUUUCUGUGAUGAAAGCUGCAAUACAGAGGCCUGUGGCUGGGACGGACUGGACUGUUCUGAUGGUGUACCAGCCGAUCUAGCAGCUGGCACGCUCAUCCUCGUGGUUCGACUGCAGCCAAAUGAGCUGCUUGGAGACUUGAGAGGUUUCUUGCGCUACCUGGGAGCUCUGCUCCAUACUAAUGUGCGAGUGAAGAUGAAUAAUAAUGAACCAAUGGUGUUCCCUUAUUACGGAGAUGAUGACCAGCAGAAAAAAAGUGGUCUAAGGAGCAGAACCAAGAGAGAGAUGGAGAGAGAGGUCAUUGGCUCUGAGGUCCACCUGGAGAUUGAUAACCGUAAAUGCACCAAGAUCGCAUCUGAGUGCUUCUUCAACACUUCUACUGCUGCCUCCUUCAUUGCAGCGGUUCACAUCAAAUCCGACCUGCCAUACCCACUGGUGUCUGUUAGAAGUGAUCCAACAGUGGGGGAGAAGUCAAUGUAUCCGUACUUUAUUGGAGUUGCUGUAUUCCUCAUUCUUCUUAUUCUAUUGCUGGGGGUGCUGGCAGCUAAGAAGAAACAUAAACAUGGGGUCCUGUGGCUGCCUGAUGGCUUCUCAGCCACUAAAAACGAUAAGAGGAGAGAGCCUGUUGGACAGGACGACUUUGACAUGAAGAACUUUAAGACACAUGAUGGGAGCUUGGUUGAUGGAGGUCAGAGACAGAAAUGGCUUGAAGAUGAAGCGCCAUCCAAAAAACCAAGAACUGAAGACAAACCUCUGCUUCCCAUCCCGAUGGAUGGAGGAGUCGACCAUAGAGAGUGGACUCUGCAGCACCGUAAAGCUGCUGACAUCACUCUCACCCCACCACAGGCCGACUUGGAUGCCGACUGUCUGGAUGUUAACGUCAAAGGACCUGAUGGCUUCACCCCUCUGAUGGUGGCAGCCCUGCGCAACGGCGGAGGCCCUGACUGCAGCCUGCAUGGCGAAGAGGAAGACGAGAGUGGAGGAGACGAACCUGGGCCCAGCGUUAUUUCAGAUCUCAUCGGUCAGGGAGCAAAUACGACGGCCAAGACUGACCGCACAGGGGAAACUGCUCUUCACCUGGCUGCCCGCUACGCCCGGGCUGACGCAGCUAAGAGGUUGCUGGAUGCUGGAGCAGAUCCCAACGCUCAAGACAACAUGGGCAGGACUCCACUUCACGCUGCUGUGGCAGCUGACGCACAAGGAGUAUUUCAGAUUCUGAUCCGAAACCGUGCUACGGAUUUAGAUGCCAGGAUGAACGACGGUACGAGUCCCCUGAUCCUGGCAGCAAGGCUGGCUGUGGAGGGCAUGGUAGAAGAGCUGAUCCACUGCCACGCUGACAUCAACGCUGUAGAUGAUCAUGGUAAGUCUGCAUUGCACUGGGCAGCUGCAGUCAAUAAUGUGGAGGCUACCCUUGUGCUUCUGAAAAAUGGUGCCAACCGCGACAUGCAAGACAAUAAGGAGGAGACGCCCUUAUUUCUUGCAGCACGAGAAGGCAGCUUUGAGGCAGCUCAGGUUCUUCUUGAUCACUACUCCAACCGUGAUAUCACAGAUCACCUGGACAGACUCCCGCGUGAUACUGCUCAAGAGCGAAUGCAUCAUGACAUCGUCCGUCUGCUGGACCAGUACAAUCUGGUUCACAGUCCACACAAUGGGCAUAACCACAUGGGUGGAGGGGGAAACUCCUCUGUUAUGUGUGGGGCUAAUGGAGCAGGCUUCAUCGGUAUGAGGUCUGGACCACAAGGCAAGAAGAGCAGAAGGGGAGCCGGGGCGAAGGCUGGAGGUGUAGGUGGGGGACCAAAGGAGAUCAAGGACAUGAAAGCCAAGAGACGGAAGAAGCCUGCUGGAGGAGAAGGCCCGGGUUUGGCUGCUACAGGAGGAGGCAGCGGAGGAGGCGCUGGUGGAGGGAGCAGCAAUGGAGUAAAGGCAGCAGGAGGACUUUCAGAGAGCUCUGUCACCAUGUCACCCGUUGACUCCCUGGAGUCCCCUCACUCCUACACUGGGGAGGUGUCUGCUGCUGUCUCAAACACCGCUAAUUCCCCUCCUCUCCUGAGCAGUCCCACCUCCAGAGCGAUGCUGCCCCCUGUCAGCCACAUGCUGGGACAGCAGCAAAACUGGAUGGGCAUGGCCAAGCAAGCCUACAACGGCCCCAUGUUUGGUCUCCUCCAGCACCCGAUGAGAGGAGCACACCCCGGCAUGAGCCACGGCCAGAGCACCAUGAUGACUCCCAUGAACGUCACCAUGAGCAGGGAGCAGCUGCCCCCCAUCGUCACUUUCCAGAUGAUGACCACGGGAAGCAGCCAGGCCAUGCUAAAGCAGUCUCAGUCGGGACAGGUACAAGUCACACAGGCCCAGGGGCAGAACCAGAAUCCAUGUCACACUCAGCAGGUACCGGGCCAUGUCCACUGCAACCCUGGAAUGAUUUACCCAAAUCAGAUGGGUCUGGGGCAAGGUCCAUCCCACCCCCUGCAUCCUCCCCACACCAUCAACCCUGCUGGAGGAAUGGAGGGCCAGUCUCGACCGCUGCCCCCCUAUGUGCCCAUCCAGAGCCCUGUGGAUAAAUACCCAACACCCCCCUCCCAACACAGCCCUCCCAACGGCUCGGAAGGCACCACUCCAGGUCACUCUGCCCACCCACAAAACGAGCAUCCGUAUCUCACCCCUUCCCCCGAAUCACCAGACCCCUGGUCCUCCUCCUCGCCUCACUCUAACUCGGACUGGUCCGACGUCACCACCAGCCCCACCCCACUGGGGAACUCCCACCAUGCACUGCAGGCUACACGCCACACACACAUUCCAGAGCAGGGCCAGAUGCAGCCGCCGUCGCAGCAGAUGCAGCCGCCCGCUCAGCAGCCUCAGCUUGGAAACAUGCAGGUGUUCGCAUGAAGCAGCCAGAGGAAAGCAGAGACAGACUGACUCUUUGGUUCAGCAAAAAAAAAAAAAA